UCAAUGUGUCACUUGCAUUUAACUUUCGGCAGGAUAUCAUAGCCUUGAAGGCUGAGAGAGAGGAGGGGCAUGUUGCUGUCUCUCUCUCUCUCCUAGCCCAAGUGAAAGUGGACAGACAGACUCGAAGGAGGUGGGUGCAGACUACCACCUGACAGAGCAGGGAAAGGACGGUGAUAGCUCCUGUGGCAAAGGAGAGGGAGCCAGAGCAAAUACCCUGAAGAACCAGGUAUUGACUAUCUUACUGUCAGUGUGCGCUUCAGAAAAAAAAAGCUGCCAACUUGGGGAGUAGCCACGAACUGUGCGUCUGUGACCAACCCCCGCUAUCGCCAGGGGUUAAUUGAGAGAUACAAGCUCCCCGUGUUCGACCACUUGCCUUGAGAGGUCACUCAGGCUGACUUAAGAAACCGUUUCAAUCCUUACCCCCUUGCCCAAUUCCACCCCCCCCACCAGCUGUUUGCUGCUUUCCUCCUCUCCCUUCACUCUGACAUUUGUACUGGGAUAGUCUCAAGCUUUCCGGGGAUUGCUGCUGUUGGAAUCGGCUUUGGAAAGAAGAAGCAGUGGGACUGACGCGCCACACGAUGUUGGGGAUGAACAGUGCUCGCCGUUCAGCUUCGAGAUACGGAUUCUCCUUCAGCCUCCACUGGGGGCUCAGUACGUUCCUCCUUCAAGUCCUGCUCCUGUCUGCCCUUGGGGAAAGACUGACCGGUACAUGGAGACCUUCCCAAGCCCGGCUCCGGCUCACCUUCUCAGAGUUGAUGUUAAACAAACGGAUCAUCCCACUCAGUUUCAGAGCUUCCAACUUGCACUCCAUAAUCCUCGAUGAAGACAGCCGAAGACUCUACGCAGCUGCGAAGGACUACCUCCUGACCUGCAAUCUGGAUGACAUCUCGAGUGGAGUGAGGAAGUUAUACUGGCCGGCUACCCCUGAAAGAAUAGCUGAAUGUAAAAUGGCUGGGAAGGACCCUGACCUGGACUGUGGCAACUUCCUGAGGGUCCUCCACUUCUACAACCAAACUCACCUAUACGUUUGUGGGACUGGAGCCUUCCAUCCACGCUGUGCAUACAUUGCCACAUCAAUUUUCAACAGGAAUGAACAAUUAGUGCUUCAUCAUGAACAGACUGAGUGUGGAAAAGGGAAGUGUCCUUAUGACCCUCGACAGCGGGUGGCCUCAGCAAUGAUUGAGGGCGAGCUAUACGCUGGAAUUUCCUCUGACUUCAUGAGCCGGGAUGUGGCGUUCUUCCGUAGUCUGGGACAUCGUCGUGUGAUCCGCACUGAGCAAUAUGACUCGACGUGGCUGCAAGACCCUAGGUUUGUGAAGGUCCAUGCCAUCGCGGAGAGCAGCAAUGCAGAGGAUGACAAAGUGUACUUAUUUUUCACUGAGCGUGCUCAGGAAGUGGACAAUGGCAACGGGAAGGUCAUUUACUCGAGAGUGGCUCGGGUUUGUAAGAAUGACAUUGGUGGUCAACGCAGUCUGGUCAACAAGUGGAGUACCUUCCUGAAGGCUCGACUUGUGUGUUCUGUUCCAGGCUCUGAGGGAAUUCAAACCCAUUUCGAUGAACUGCAGGAUGCCUUCGUGCUCAAUGGGAAAGACAAAAAAAAUCCGCUGAUAUAUGGAGUUUUCACAACAUCCAGCAAUAUUCUCAAUGGGUCGGCAGUCUGUGUGUACAAGAUGGCUGACAUUAUCAUGGCCUUCAAAGGAGAAUUUGCUCACAAAGAGGGCCCUGACUACAAGUGGGUGACGUAUCCAGGACGUGUCCCCUUCCCUCGCCCUGGAACAUGUCCCAGCAGCACCUAUGGGAGCUUUAAGUCAACUCGUGAAUAUCCAGAUGAAGCAAUCUUCUUCAUUCGGACUCAUCCACUCAUGCGUGACUCUGUCUACCCUGUGAGCGAGCAGCCAGUGCUAAUGCAAGUUGGUGUGGACUACAAAUUUACCCGGAUUGCCGUGGAUCGGGUUGAGGCUGUAGAUGGACAAUAUGACGUGAUGUUUAUUGGAACAGAUACUGGGGUGGUCCUGAAAUCAAUCUAUGCUCCCAAAGCAAACCAGGAGGUGGAAGAGAUCAUUUUAGAGGAGUUGGAAGUAUUCCCGGACAAAUCACCCAUCACUUCACUGAACCUGUCAAGAAAGCGGCAGUGGUUGUACUUGGGCUCAAAGACUGGCUUGGCCCAGGUCUCCUUGUACCAGUGUGAUUUGUACGGUAAGGGCUGUGCGGAAUGCUGCUUGGCAAGGGACCCUUACUGCACAUGGAACGGAAGCUCUUGCAGCACCUACCUACCCAGCAGUCGCAGAAGACACACUCGACAGGUCACUCUGAAUGGAGAUCCUUUGACCCAGUGCUUCAACCAGGGAGGGGCCAUGCAUACCUGGGCUGAGGAGAAGGCGAUGUUUGUGGUGGAGGGGAACAGCACGUACCUGGAAUGCAUUCCCAAAUCACGGCUUGCCACUGUUAACUGGCUGGUGGAGUCAGGUGACCCGAAUGGGCCGUUGCAAGAGGUUACCUUUGGAGACCAGAUCAUUCCAAUCGAGCAAGGGCUGCUGAUUCGCCAGACAGAUCUCCAGGACGCUGGUACCUACCAUUGCCAAAUUGAGGACCAUGGUUUUCGCUGGACCCUGCUGAAGCUGCAACUGCAUGUCAUCCCCGCUGGCCAGAUGGUGAACCUGCAUGAAGGCGUUGAGCAAUUAGCUGGUCCCGUGAAGGACCACACCCUUCUGGGCCCUGGCCAUAGCCCUCAGCCUUGGUACAAGAACAUCAUGACCCUCAUCAACUAUCCUUCCAAGAUGGACUUCUACUGCGAGCAGGUCUGGCAGAAAGACUACAAGAAGAAAAGGAACAAGCUGCGGCUGAGCAAGAAUCACCGUAGCGUGGAGCCCAGCCGGAGAAACAAGCCGGCGACAAGGAGCAGACGGAACAAAAACAAACCACAUGCCAAAUUUCUACGGUCACCCCGCAGUACCUAGCACUACCCAGAUUCACCACAGCAGAGACACUCAUCCAAAGUAUAGCAACAGAAGGCUCCAAAACUCUAGAUCUUUCCAAAACCUUUUCAACUCCAGUAAAUGAAAGGCUUCGCAUGCAAUACAAUCUUUGAACUGACAGAACAGUUGCCUUGUUUUGGCUGAGGGUAGUUAUAUAGUUGUCCAACACAUCUCUCUUCCCCUGUCGUGGAGGGAUUUCUAGUUAGUCCAUAGCUGACACAGAAGGGAGUUGAGGAAAGCUUGUGGUUUUUGGCUAAGUGUAUUUUCUGAUAACGAUAGGUUUAUGUAGGGUCUUGACAUGAGCUGUUCGGCUGCUUAUGAGCCUAAGGGUUGAAAGAGUUGGCUAACAGUGAAGAAGAUCACAAAAACACCACUAGAGAGAGAAUAGGCUUAAACCAGAGCUCUAGACAUUUAGCUGCCAUUAAAUUGGAUAAGUGGCUGUUCAAAUGGAAAAGUAGAAAGUGCCAUAAUCAUUUCAACCACUAUUUAGAAAGCCCUACAAGAUAAUGAACCUCUGCAGACACUACGCUAUUUCAGUAAAACAAAAGAUUGAAAAAUUCCACACAGCAUUAAUGUUUUCCCAAUGACUCAUGGAACAGCCCCACCAAAGUUCCCUGGAAGGUGAGAGGGAGGGGUGAUGGCAUAGUGGUCAUGUCAUUGGACCAGUAAUCCAGAUGCCAAGGCUAAUGCUGUGAGAGAGUGGGUUCAGAUCCCAACAUGGCACCUGGUAGGGUUUAAAAUCAAUUCAUAAAAUCUGGAAUUGAAAGCUAGUGUCGGUAAUGUUGACCAUAAGACUAUCAGCGAUGGUGCAAAAAAAGUCCAAAGGUGUGCAGGUUAGGUGGAUCGGCCAUGCUAAAUUGCCCACAGUGUCCAGGGAUGUGCAGGCUAGGUGGAUUAGCCAUGGGAAAUGUAGGGAUAGAGUGGAAGGGUGAAUCUGGAUGGGAUGCUCUUUGGAAGGUUGGUAUGGGCUGAAUGGUCUCCUUCUAAAACUCAUUUGUUUCAUGAAUAUGCCUCUAUAGGGAAGAAAAUUCACCAUCCUUUCCCAGUCUACCCUACAUGUGACUCCAGAACAACGGUGAUGUAAUUGACUCUGAACCAUCCUCUGAAUGGCCUAGCAAGGGCACUUGGGGAUGUGGAACAUAUACUGGGGCAUAUUCUGGGAUAGAAUACAGAGAUAUCUACAUUGAAUCUUUGGACUUCAGAAAGUGAACAGACCUGAAACAUGCUGAUGUUGGGAAACAUUAUUAGAAAUGCUGGCUGGGGUCAAAUCAGGUUCGCCAGAGUUCACAAUCAUUUCCCAUGAAGCCUUGCUCAUAAUGCAUUCAGUAACAUCAAGGUCAGGAUCAGCUAUUCCUUCCGCACCAGUGUUCAUUAUCAAUUCUCACAGUGAAGGCUGGUUACUCAAGCAAUAAAAUUUUACUGGAAUUUGCUGGCAAUCUUGGACAAAGAGCCAACACCUCCUGAGGCUGCUUGCUCAUUCGAGGCACUUCCUAUGACACCUGGAUGGCGGUUAAAAUCUGAGACUCCCAGCUCCAGUGAAGGGGCUGCAGGGAUGAAAUGCCACAAUUAAGCAUGCCCGUCAUAACUCCUGCUGAGGAAUCUUCUCCCUCCAUCCUGAUGACCAUAAUUGAGGCCUAUUCAUCUGAUGACUGCUGUGCAGAUGACCAUUGUUCCCUCCAUGCUCAGACACACUUGUGACUGCCUGCCUCAACCAGUAUCCAUGUCUCGCAUUGUGGCUAUUGUGGGAUCGCUCUGUGGGCCAGCAGCCUUAUGGAUCCACAGCCUCGGGGGCCCACCCCUUGAGCUCAAUAAGAUGGUGAAGUCAAAGGUAGCUCAUUAGUUGCCUGGCUCCUAUGGUGCUGCAAACUGACAAUAUGAGCAGAUCUCAUAUAGCUAUAUAUUGGGAUCCUGAUGCGCGCUGGAAAAUCCAGCCCCUAAUUUCUGCAAAUCGAGAUAAAAGCUUGCAUCCUGCAACUGAUCCUUGAGUUCACUUGGAACGCAUUCAAUUCUGAGCUAAAUAUUACAAAUGACCUUCCCCUUCUUUAAUCCUGUUUAUUGAACCUCUUAAAUUAUUGUUGAAACACUUCAGAGUUUCACAAUUAAAUCGAAAUCGGUCAGUUUGGAUUGUUUACAGGGUACGAUUUUAUUCAGGCUGGAAGAUUUUCUCCCAAUCACUCCUAUUGGAGAAUCUCUGGUUAUCACGUUAUCUCUGGUUUGACUCCUAUUACUGUCUGUACCAUUCUUGCUUAGUUUUCGGUUUUAACGAUGUGUAUUGAUUGUAAUGAGGUCAGCCAGGUCGACCUCAUAGAAUACGAGUUCGCUGAUUGGACCAGAUUAACAGCCCCAAUCAGGGAGCCCUAGCUGACAGAUAUAAA
Messenger RNA from Rhincodon typus (whale shark), 5350 nucleotides. RefSeq names its product sema domain, immunoglobulin domain (Ig), short basic domain, secreted, (semaphorin) 3H (gene sema3h). Gene Ontology annotation, biological process: semaphorin-plexin signaling pathway; positive regulation of neuron migration; negative regulation of axon extension involved in axon guidance. The coding region runs from base 579 to 2957 and encodes 792 amino acids. The transcript has 17 exons. Gene Ontology annotation, molecular function: neuropilin binding; semaphorin receptor binding; chemorepellent activity. NCBI's taxonomy places the organism in Eukaryota, Metazoa, Chordata, Chondrichthyes, Orectolobiformes, Rhincodontidae. The record is from RefSeq and is a predicted model, not a curated record.